Messenger RNA from Erythranthe guttata (spotted monkey flower), 636 nucleotides. NCBI's taxonomy places the organism in Eukaryota, Viridiplantae, Streptophyta, Magnoliopsida, Lamiales, Phrymaceae. The record is from RefSeq and is a predicted model, not a curated record.
AGCCGUCCCCUUAAAACUGAGUUUUGCAAGUGGAAGAAUUGUAGCUUAAGUUGGCGGAGUUCCGACGGGGAAAGAUGCAGAUCUUCGUGAAAACCCUCACCGGAAAAACCAUCACGCUCGAGGUCGAAUCGAGCGACACCAUUGACAAUGUCAAAGCUAAGAUUCAGGAUAAGGAAGGAAUCCCACCGGAUCAGCAGCGUUUGAUUUUCGCCGGAAAGCAGCUUGAAGAUGGCCGAACCCUUGCUGAUUACAACAUCCAGAAAGGUUUGAGUCGACUUUGCAUUUGGUUUUUGAGGCUUAGGGGUGGAAUCAUCGAGCCUUCGCUAAUGGCUUUGGCUAGGAAAUACAACCAAGAUAAGACCAUUUGCCGAAAAUGUUAUGCUCGUCUGCAUCCUCGUGCCGUUAACUGCAGGAAGAAGAAGUGUGGACACAGCAAUCAGUUGAGGCCAAAGAAGAAGAUCAAGUAGACUUGCUGGCUGUACUAUUUAUCUUUAUUUUUCUAUUUCAGUUGUUGACAACUAAACACACAUAGUUUGGCUUUUCUUAUGAUAGACAUUAUUACCUCCUUAUAAUUGAUGUAACGAAAAUGGUUUUGUUUUAUUCUCGACUUUUUGAAUUGUGAUUCAGUUUUGUCCA